AGUUGAGGUCUGGCGGGAGAAUUGCCAAAAACACAAGGAUGUGGGAUACAUUCUCAGCUCAGACCAGAGAGUAGCUCAUUCUACUUCUGCCCCCACUGCUGUCUUCAUUGCCAAAGCGGCAUAGUUCGUGCCUCCCACGUGGAGAACCUCUUUGAUGGCUUCUCUGAGGAGAGUGAAAGUCUUGCUGGUCUUAAACCUGAUUGCCGUCGCAGGCUUUGUCCUUUUCCUGGCCAAGUGCAGGCCCAUCGCGGUGAAGAAUGGGGACUCCUUCCAUGAAAUACACCCCAGGGCAGAAGUGGCCAAUUUGACAGCCCACGCAAUUAACCCCAUCCAGGACGCCGUUUUGAAAAGGCUGUCGCUUCUUGAAGACAUUGUCUAUCGACAGCUCAAUGGACUGUCCAAAUCCUUGGGGCUGAUCGAAGGCUAUGGUGGCCGUGGCAAAGGUGGGUUGCCUGCCACCCUUUCCCCAGAGGAAGACGAGAAGGCCAAGGGACCACAUGAGAAGUAUGGCUACAAUUCCUACCUCAGUGAGAAAAUAUCUCUGGACCGCACCAUACCAGAUUAUCGCCCCACUAAGUGUAAAGAACUGAAGUAUCCCAAGGAUCUCCCACAUCUUUCUGUUAUUUUUAUCUUUGUGAACGAGGCCUUGUCGGUCAUCCUGCGUUCAGUACACAGUGCGGUGAACCAUACUCCUGCUCACCUCUUGAAGGAGAUAAUUCUUGUAGAUGACAAUAGCGAUGAAGAGGAGUUGAAGGCACCACUAGAGGAGUACGUCAACAAGCGGUACCCUGGCCUUGUGAAGGUAGUACGCAACCAGAAAAGGGAAGGCCUGAUCCGAGCUCGCAUUGAAGGCUGGAAAGUUGCAUCAGGACAGAUCACCGGCUUCUUUGAUGCCCAUGUGGAGUUCACAGCAGGCUGGGCGGAACCAGUUCUCUCACGAAUCCAAGAAAACCGGAAGAGGGUCAUCCUCCCUUCUAUCGACAAUAUCAAGCAAGAUACAUUUGAGGUUCAGCGCUACGAAAACUCGGCCCACGGGUACAGUUGGGAGCUCUGGUGCAUGUACAUUAGCCCACCAAAGGAUUGGUGGGACGCCGGGGACCCGUCAUUACCAAUCAGGACUCCAGCGAUGAUUGGGUGCUCCUUUGUGGUGAAUCGGAAGUUCUUUGGAGAAAUUGGCCUUCUUGAUCCAGGAAUGGAUGUUUAUGGUGGGGAGAACAUAGAACUUGGAAUUAAGGUGUGGCUGUGUGGUGGUAGCAUGGAAGUCCUUCCCUGUUCCCGAGUUGCCCACAUUGAGCGUAAGAAGAAGCCUUACAACAACAACAUUGGCUUCUACACGAAGAGGAAUGCGUUGCGGGUGGCUGAGGUGUGGAUGGACGACUACAAGUCUCACGUGUACAUCGCAUGGAACCUUCCGCUGGAGAACCCAGGGAUCCAUAUUGGGGAUGUUUCAGAACGGAAAGCACUCAGAAAAAAAUUGAAGUGUAAAAACUUCCAAUGGUACCUGGAUCACGUCUACCCAGAAAUGAGAAAAUAUAAUAACACCAUUGCCUACGGAGAGCUGCGCAACAACAAAGUGAAAGAUGUCUGCCUUGAUCAAGGACCACAGGAGAACCACACAGCAAUCCUGUAUCCAUGCCACGGCUGGGGGCCCCAGCUUGCUCGCUACACCAAAGAAGGAUUUCUUCAUUUGGGGGCUCUUGGGACCACAAUACUCUUGCCGGAUACCCGCUGCAUGGUAGAUAAUAUGAAAAGCAGAUUCCCUCAACUCCUGGAGUGCGAGAAAGUCAAGAGCAGUCUCCAUAAGCGCUGGAAUUUCAUCCAGAAUGGUGCAAUUCUAAAUAAAGGGACGGGACGUUGCUUGGAAGUGGAGAAUAAAGGUGUGUCAGGUAUGGAUCUUAUUCUUCGUAGCUGCACAGGACAAAGGUGGACAAUUAAAAAUUUUAUCAAGUAGAAGCAUCCUUCAUCCUUUGCUCAAUAAUCAGACUGAGAUCUCACAAGGGUAAACAUUUUUCAACAAACUCUCUGUUCAUAAUUAAAGGAAGAAAAGAUUUAUUUUAUUUUUUGAUUUUAUUUAUUGAAGCUCGGUUUUGU
Molecule: messenger RNA, 2091 nt
Organism: Elgaria multicarinata webbii
Lineage: Eukaryota; Metazoa; Chordata; Lepidosauria; Squamata; Anguidae
Gene: GALNT17
Product: polypeptide N-acetylgalactosaminyltransferase 17
Exons: 11
Coding region: 155-1951 (598 amino acids)
Biological process (GO): protein O-linked glycosylation
Cellular component (GO): Golgi apparatus
Molecular function (GO): polypeptide N-acetylgalactosaminyltransferase activity
Source: RefSeq, a predicted model, not a curated record